AUGCCAAUACUGCAAGAACGCAAUGCAACUAAUUUAAAGAAAGAACAAUGCCAACGAAACCUCGACUCGAAAGGAGUGAAGGCCGUUGUGAUAAACCGCUUAAACCGCUCUAACAAAAAAUCAACCCGGAAACAGCUAAAGAAGACAUUAUCAUACCAACUUAUUAAUCUACGGAUGAUUUCCACUGUGACACACGUGAUAUCUGCGACGCACGUGGAUAAUUGCGACGCACGUGUCAACUACGUUGCACAUGUUGACGUGAAGAAAGAAAACCGCCAAAUCUUUUUUGACGAUUCUGUAAAGUUCAGAGAUUUAGCAGAGCACCGAAAAAGACAAAAGUCGCAAGAAAGGAAAAUUAUGUUAGAAUUUCUGAACUUCGAAAAGCCACACGUGAAGUGGCAUUUCAAUAUGAUCGCACAUCCGACUACAGCUCGCGAACUUCAGUUCAAAUUGACUAAAUGA
Helobdella robusta is the source of this 462-nucleotide messenger RNA. RefSeq lists its product as hypothetical. Lineage: Eukaryota; Metazoa; Annelida; Clitellata; Rhynchobdellida; Glossiphoniidae. The coding region runs from base 1 to 462 and encodes 153 amino acids. The transcript has 3 exons. The record is from RefSeq and is a predicted model, not a curated record.